Phanerochaete carnosa HHB-10118-sp is the source of this 252-nucleotide messenger RNA. RefSeq lists its product as uncharacterized. NCBI's taxonomy places the organism in Eukaryota, Fungi, Basidiomycota, Agaricomycetes, Polyporales, Phanerochaetaceae. The transcript has a single exon. The record is from RefSeq and is a predicted model, not a curated record. The annotation marks the transcript as partial.
CACUGCUGUCGCCAUUGCAACAUCCCGCUUCUCACAGGCAAAAAAUCUGGCUUUUGUUGUGGUUCUAACAGCGCAUAUAUAAACAAUGUUUGCCCUCUUCCUCUUCUUCUGCACAAAUUUGACGUAUUCUUGAACAGCCCACAAAUAUCUGAGUUGAGUCACAUUCUCAACCUUGUCUUUUUCUUCAUGUUUAUGGAAACUACUGCUCAGUUCCCUGAUAUGGGAGGUGAUUACAGAUUCAUUGCUAUUUAA